UCAACACGUCUCCUCGCAACGUUACAACAUUUUUCAUUCCUUUCUCGUCUGCUGCUUGUUCUCUCUGCGUUGAAGGCCGGCCCCAAUCGAACAUAAACUUGGUGAACUGUGCGACAAACUGAAGGCAAUAUAGUAAUUGGUGUGUAACUCGACCAUAGUCAGGUUUGUGUUGCACACUUUCUGGGAACAAGGUCACAGGAACGGCUUGAAUCGACAAAUCCCGUGCGUCCAGGCCAGGCAGACUGGUACAGUGGUAGCUUACGUGGCUUUGCCUGUACUGUAGGCUGUACUGACGACAUUGACUACAGACAGUCUGACGGUGGAGGUGGACUUCACGGUCAGAAAGUCAGGAACCUGUAGCUAUUACUAUGGAGGAAGAUGACUUAGAGUUUACAACCAAAAAGAGGGAUGCUAAGAAGGGACGAAGAGCAAGACAAGAGAGGCAAGAAGCAGUGGCCAGCAGCCAGCCCAAUGGUGACAUUGGUGGAGAUGAAUCAGCGGAGGGUAUAGUCCCCGUAUCGGAAAGAAAUGGAAGCCCCCGAGGCCCACCAAGUAGACCCAAGAGACGGCAAGGCGGCUGGGCUGAUGAUGCACCCAAAGCUGACAAGAAGCCGUUGGGGACAGCCGAUGAGCUGCAGUCCUUCUCUGAUGAGCGAGCACGAGCAGAGAGCCCAAAAAGGAGAGAUGACUCAGAUGACGACAUUCCUGUGAUACCAGACCUGGACGAUGUCCAAGAGGAGGACAUGGCCACCCAGAUUGCAGCACCACCCAGCGUGCAAGUCAACCGAGUGGCUACCUACAGGGAGUUAGACAAUGACCUGCUGAAGCAUUCGCAACUACUCACACUGGAUAACGACAUAGACCUGAAGUUGUUAACCAAAGUUCUGUCGUCGGAGCAGGAUGUGACGGAGGAGGACAAACCCUGGGACUGGGAUCUCAUCUUCACUGAGGUCUCCUCCGAGCUGCAGACUGAAUGGGACAAACAGAACGCUGACAUGGAGGAGAAGGGAAAGGCAUAGCGGCCUGUGGGUGGCCUUCACAGAGUGGCUUCGGUGUGGACUCACAGUGGCCCCAUUGUCAGAUUGUAGCCUCAUAGAGUGGCCUCACAGUGGUCCCCAUGUCCUCAUUGUCAGAUUGUAGCCUCAUAGAGUGGCCUCACAGUGGUCCCCAUGUCCUCAUUGUCAGAUUGUAGCCUCAUAGAGUGGCCUCACAGUGGUCCCCAUGUCCUCAUUGUCAGAUUUUACCUUCAUAUAUUGGCCUCACAGUGGGCUCAUUGUAGCUUCACUGAUCACAUGACUGGCUCCUAGUGGCCUCAUAGCAGCAUCGUUCUAGCCUCACAGUUACCCCACAGUUACGCAGAGAAGCCUCAUAUUGUUCUUCUAGUGGUCUCACAAUAGUCGGUUACAAACUAGAGCAUUGGUUGGCUCAUUGGUACUUUUUUAUUUGGUAUAAGGUGGGAGAUAUUUUACUACAGUGUACAUAUAAAAAGAGUAAAAUUGUGAAAUAUGGAUAAUAGUUCAGAUUUUUUCUUCAUUGACCACAACCCUAUUCAUUCCCUUUGCAUCCAGAGGGUGUGAUAAAUAACAGCCACCACUGAUCAUUGAGAGACAAGAAAUAAGACCCGCUGACCUCAUGCUAACCAAGAGAAUUGGACAAGUUUCCUCUUGCUGCUGCUGCCUUUUCCUGAUCUGGAAGAAAUUACCCAUUUUGGUUUGCUGCAUGCAACAACAUUUGGGAGUCACUUAUUUUGGAGACAAGAACUGCCUGCUUAUUUUCUGCCAUUUUGAAAUGGUGAUGAACCAACACAUUGUUUUGCAAAAUCAUCAAAUGUUAUUGUCAUACCUGUGUCUUGGAUACUGUCUAUUCAUUGGCCCAGAACGAUCACAUGACGAUCACACUCACCGUGAGACAUCAUUGUGCUGAAAGCAUGUGCAUGAGACUGAAGAGCUUCAGGAAGUUCAAGGGCGACAUUGUCGCUCAUUUAGUCAGUUUUGCGCGGUACCCACGAUACGUUUUGUGCGUACGUUACCAGGAUAUUUGAUCAAUGGUCGCGCUCUUAUAACAGACUUGUUCCCGUCCCCAUGGCGAAUAAAGUAAUGCAGGGAGCACCAACCAGACUACAUGACGUGAACUUAUACUCACUGGUACCCGCACUACUUUCAUUAAACUUUACGCAAAUAAAGAAAGUGAGGGAACGGUGUAUAUGCAGACGAUAUCAUUUACGUCUUUUAUGCUAAUUAUACAGUUUGACAGUAGGCCUAUCGUCUGCUGAACUUCUGAAAUUCAGAGCUCGUUCCUUUGGAUAAAUUCCUUAAGACUGUGGUAUGACAAAACAAUUGUUGACUGCUGUGGUGUGGGAUAUGACGUUUUGAACACCUGAUGGGCGCAUAGCGCUCUUGGCUUCGCCUCGGGGCACUGUGCAUCCUUCGGGUGUUCAGAAUGUCAUAUCCCACACCACAGCAGUCAAGAAUUAUUAAACAUAAGACAUCUAGUCUUGAAUUCUAUCGAAAACACAUUGUUUUGCUACUCAUCAAAUGUUAAUAUCAGACUUCUAGUCUUGAAUUCUUGUUUGGUCAGAACAAUGAUGUCAUGCAAACAUAACGUGGCCAAAGCAGAAACAUGUUUCUGGCCAUGGUCAAGGAGAUGCACUUUUGACAGCAUGAAAUAAGACCCGUGUAGGCAGCCAGUGAAGUGUUGAGCCAACACUUGGUGGUGUUACACUCGAUAUAAAAACCCUCGCAUGACCAUCAUAGGAUAUGUAAAAGUUACUCGGAUGAGCUGCACCAAGAACUAUUCCCAGUUCACUGCUCACACUGUUUCUUGUAGUUAGUCCUGUGUCUGGUCAUGUGAUAGUCUUCUUUACAACCUUGUAUUUUCAGUGGUGUCCAGUGAACUACUGUCAAAUUGUAUGUACAGAAAUAGUGUAUUCUGUAUCAUAUUUUAACAUAUUUGUAGGUGAUUUAAUUAAAUUGUAUCAGCGCGUGAGGAAUGUUA
Messenger RNA from Acanthaster planci (crown-of-thorns starfish), 2994 nucleotides. RefSeq names its product intraflagellar transport 43 (gene ift43). Gene Ontology annotation, biological process: intraciliary retrograde transport. Gene Ontology annotation, cellular component: intraciliary transport particle A; cilium. The record is from RefSeq and is a predicted model, not a curated record. NCBI's taxonomy places the organism in Eukaryota, Metazoa, Echinodermata, Asteroidea, Valvatida, Acanthasteridae.